ACAUGAAGCCACAAAUGCGAAAGGAACCGUCAGCCGAUCCGUUAUUUGACGUCUGGACCAUAUGAGAUGAACCGCACAUGGAUCUACACUGAAGUUGUUGGAUUUUCAUUCGAUGCCGGUGGGAGAUUAAUUUGGCAAAUGAGCUGCAUCCUCAUCAGGCUAUGAGUAUAUUUGGGAAUAUCUGACAUGGAAAGGAUACAAUCCAUCCUCGGGAAAAUCAUGCUUUUCAAAAUACUGGCAUUAAUUCUCUUACAAGGUUUCUUGACGUCCGAUGCCUUGGUCAAAUCAGAGGUUAGCCCUGGAAGUCUCCCAGACUCCAGCAGGGCGUUUGGCUCCGGGGGAUCCCCGCGUUUACAGCUCUCUGACACAGCGGAGAUAAGGUCCAGACCUAAGCGCUGCACCUGUUAUUCCUACAAGGAUAAAGAGUGCGUCUACUACUGCCACCUGGAUAUCAUCUGGAUCAACACUCCAGAACGCACUGUGCCCUAUGGAAUGUCGAGCUACCGAGGCCCUCAGCGAAUCAGACGUGCUAUUGUUGGACAGACAACUGAACAUGAGGGGGCAAAGACUCAGCGCUGCAUUUGUGUUGUGCUUGACACAGACCCCGAGUGCCGUGAUUUUUGUCUGUCAAGGUCAGUCAGAUUCUUUGUAUAAAAGUGACAUUCGAUCCUUUUCGGCCUUAGUUCUGAUUAGUUGUAUCUACACCAACUCAAGCCAAUAUAACCAAACAUGGCCGGUUUUGGACUCUUUUCCUCUAUCAGAUUUGUACAGUGUGAAUUUGAGUGCUCUUGUAUCAACUAAUAGAAAAUAUUAUCUUUUUGUUUAAUAUCAGAUAUAGAUGGAUAUACAUAGACGAAUAUUACAGUUUAUUUUUAAUUAAAUUCUGCUCUUGUUGCAUCUACGGUGAGGGAAAACCACUAUUUUAAAAUUAAAUCUCU
Toxotes jaculatrix (banded archerfish) is the source of this 938-nucleotide messenger RNA. RefSeq names its product endothelin 3b (gene edn3b). Lineage: Eukaryota; Metazoa; Chordata; Actinopteri; Toxotidae. Bases 187 to 654 code for a protein of 155 amino acids. The record is from RefSeq and is a predicted model, not a curated record. Gene Ontology annotation, molecular function: endothelin B receptor binding; hormone activity. Gene Ontology annotation, biological process: vein smooth muscle contraction; intracellular calcium ion homeostasis; regulation of systemic arterial blood pressure by endothelin. Gene Ontology annotation, cellular component: extracellular region. The transcript has 3 exons.